Molecule: messenger RNA, 504 nt
Organism: Cladophialophora bantiana CBS 173.52
Lineage: Eukaryota; Fungi; Ascomycota; Eurotiomycetes; Chaetothyriales; Herpotrichiellaceae
Exons: 1
Coding region: 1-504 (167 amino acids)
Source: RefSeq, a predicted model, not a curated record
AUGACCGACGUCUACGGCCGGUCAGAUUGCACGACAGCUGCUGUGGGGGCACACGGUGAUGCCUCCUGCUUUGUUGAAAGAUGUUCGAUGGCUAGACGACCUUGUAAGCUCUUCGAGGGGGUUUACGCUCAUGGCUAUUUUGCUCGGCUCGAGGGUGCACUGGGUGUAACACUGGAAAAUCUGCUUUCGUCAGACUCUAUCACUGGCUUUCCGAAAGAAGCAUUCGAAGACACGAAAACGCUGGUAGGGCUUAGGGCGGUUCCCCUCCUGAGACGAGCCUGGGUGGUCCAAGAAAGACUAUUGUCUCCACGAAUCAUCUAUUUUGGCCUACAAGGCUUAUUUUGGCAAUGUUGGUCUAAGAAUGCUUCAGAGUUCUGGUUAGACCUCGAGUCGAGAGAUGCCCAGCCGGACAGCGAUUCCCCAGAUUCGAUAAAGAUUCAAUUCGCCACUGCGCUACGCUCUACCUCCCGACCCAGAGUGGGAGAAGAUAUCGACAAACGCUGA